GAGAGAGAGAGAGAGAGAGAGAGAGAGCGCUCUUCAGUUGGUUAAAUCAGAAGCAGCACGAGCUCAACGCGGACUGACUCCGCUUCCAACGGCUCGAUUUAAAAAUACUUCUCAACGGAUGGAUUAUUGACGUCACGCCGUCUAACUCUCGGAUACUCUUCUUUUAUGGAAGAUUUCGGGAUUUAAUCUCUUUUACAUUUUAUUUUUUUUUAGUUAGUAAUAUUUGUUAGUAUCCCUGUCGCGCUCUACGGGAGCGUCGUACCUGCCGGGGGCAGCCAUGGGUUUCUACGGCACCUUGAAGCUCAUCUUCUACAAAAUGAAGAGGAAGUUGGAUCACGGUCCAGACGGCCGGCCGUUCCCUUCGGGGAAGAAGCACUGCAAAGGCAACGGAUACCUCAGUCCCGCCAGCCUGGUUCAGGCCACCACGCCGACCACGUUCGGCGACCUGCGGCUGGCCAACGGGCACUCUGCUCAGCGGCGGCGCGUCACCUCGGGCCCGCCCCCCUCCGGCCUGCAGGACUGGCUUCACAUCUUCCAGACGUGGAGCGGCCCCGAGAGGCUGUUGGCUCUGGACGAGUUGAUCGACCACUGUGAGACGAGUCAGGUGAAGCACAUGAUGCAGGUCAUCGAGCCGCAGUUCCAGAGAGACUUCAUAUCCCUGCUGCCCAAAGAGUUAGCGCUGUACGUGCUGACGUUCCUGGCUCCCAGAGACCUGCUGCAGGCCGCUCAGACCUGCCGGUACUGGAGGAUCCUGGCCGAAGACAACCUGCUGUGGAGAGAGAAGUGCCGCGAGGAAGGUGUGUCAGAGUACGCGUUGGCGCGUCGCAGGAAGUGUGAGCGUCCGGGCGUGGCGGUCAGCCCGUGGAAGUCGGCCUACAUCAGACAACACCGCAUCGAGAACAACUGGAGGAAGGGGGACACGGGAGAGCCCAUGGUGUUGAAAGGUCACGACGACCACGUCAUCACGUGUCUGCAGUUCAGCGGAGACCUCGUCGUCAGCGGCUCCGACGACAACACGCUCAAAGUCUGGUCCGCCGUCUCCGGCAAGUGUCUGCGGACGCUGACGGGUCACAGCGGCGGCGUGUGGUGCAGUCAGAUGGCGGCCGCCACGGUGAUCAGCGGCUCCACCGACCGCACGCUGCGCGUGUGGGACGCCGAGAGCGGCGAGUGUGUCCACACGCUGUACGGACACACUUCCACUGUGCGCUGCAUGCAUCUCCACGGCAACAGGGUGGUGUCAGGCUCUCGGGACACGACGCUGCGUGUGUGGGACGUGUCGACCGGCCGCUGCGAGCACGUGCUGACGGGCCACGUGGCGGCCGUGCGCUGCGUUCAGUACGACGGCCGCCGCGUGGUGUCGGGCGGCUAUGACUACAUGGUGAAGGUGUGGGACCCCGAGACGGAGGUGUGUCUGCACACGCUGCAGGGACACACCAACAGAGUGUACUCGCUGCAGUUUGACGGUGUGUUCGUGGUGAGCGGCUCGUUGGACACUUCGAUCAGAGUCUGGGAUGCAGAGACAGGUGGGUGUGUGCACACGCUGACGGGCCACCAAUCACUGACCAGCGGCAUGGAGCUGCGAGACAACAUCCUGGUGUCCGGGAACGCCGACUCCACGGUCCGAGUGUGGGACGUCCGCACGGGACAGUGUCUCCACACACUGCAAGGGCCCAACAAGCACCAGUCGGCGGUGACGUGCCUGCUGUUCUGCCGAGGUCUGGUUCUGUCCAGCUCCGACGACGGGACGGUCAAACUGUGGGACCUGAGGACGGGAGCCUGGCUGCGAGACGUGGUGGCGCUGCAGAGCCGGGGAUCAGGUGGCGUCGUGUGGCGAAUCCGAGCGUCAGACACUCGGCUGGUGUGCGCCGCCGGCAGCAGGAACGGGACGGAGGAAACCAAACUGCUGGUGCUGGACUUCGACCUGGACGACGGGAAGACAGAGACAGACAGACAGACACACAGACAGAGAGACAGACACACAGACAGACAGAGAGACAGACAGACAGGUAUGAAUGUCCCAACAGUGUGUCCUGAUUGGCUGACAGACAUUACGAGGACACCUGGACGGACAAAACACGCUCCACAACCUGGAUACCAAACGUUGGAUUAAUCCGAGGCUGAGAUACAACAAGGAAACAUGACAUGGCGUCCGAAUACGGGGGUGUGACGAAUGUUUUUGACGGACCUAAACGUGGAUGUACGUAAAUGGCUUCUACGACAACUGUUGAAUGUUUGGCGAACACACGGACACAUACGUUAAGUCUCAGAGGAGAAUUUAAAGAGAAAACGAUGGAUUUUUUAAGAUGGACGGAGGGACUUUUUAUUGCUGCUGAACCAACGAGAAACUCAACGCCGUUUAAACUAAAAAUGUACCAAAUCUGGAAGACCGGAGAAAACCUUUUGCGGCAGCGUAGACGGGCAGCGUUGCUGUGAAUCAGUAUUGUUUUCAUGUUGUCACAUUAGACCUUUUUUUUACCUUAGUUGCCAGUGAAGUUGCCCGUCUCCGUUACGGCUAAACAGUCUUCAUGUGUUACGGCCCCGCAGUACUGUAACAUACGUUUAUGGCGCUGGAAACGCCGGCCGUAAUCUCAACUGGUGAAACUGUAGAAGAUGACUGAACCAGAAACCAACCAGUUCAAUCCAGCCACGACCAGAGCCUCACAUCUGCUGAACAAAUCCUCGCUUUGAUUCAAGCCGCCUGUUUUUAGAAUAUAAAUAAAAAACAUUGUUAUAAUCACUCAAAGCUGCUCGUCACCUCUCUAAAGAAUGAUUUAUAAGCUCAUAAAGCAAAUCCUCAGCGUUUGUAUUCCUGCCAGAAGUGAAUGCAGAAAACGUGACGUUAUUGUUAGUAACACGUGGUGCGCUGUUUCUGUAUGGAAGCCCAUUUCUGUCAAUGUAAUAGAAAAGAGAUGAGAAAUCUUCU
Molecule: messenger RNA, 2923 nt
Organism: Sander lucioperca (pikeperch)
Lineage: Eukaryota; Metazoa; Chordata; Actinopteri; Perciformes; Percidae
Product: F-box/WD repeat-containing protein 7-like
Exons: 14
Coding region: 278-2110 (610 amino acids)
Biological process (GO): proteasome-mediated ubiquitin-dependent protein catabolic process; ubiquitin recycling
Cellular component (GO): cytoplasm; nucleus
Molecular function (GO): ubiquitin binding
Source: RefSeq, a predicted model, not a curated record